UCGAAGUGCUAUGGAGAAGAGGCUUUUCAGGCGAAAAAAACAUAAAAAUUAAAAUAAAAUAAAAUGGCUGGGUUACCUCAGUAUGAUUUUGAUGAAAAGCCUUCUUCUUCUUCUUCUUCUAAUUCAUCAUUAAAUAAAGUACCAUUAUUUGCAGCAAUCGCAAGGGUGGUAACCUUAGCUUCUUUGGUGAUUUCAUUACUUGUGGUUCAGAAUAUUGAAGUUUUUGUCACGGACUAUGCAAAAAUUUACUACGGUUCUUACAAUACAUACAUAUACAUGCAUGGUGUACUAAUAGCAGGAAUUUGCUACACUGUAUUGCUAAUUCCUUUUGCAGCAUAUUACCUGCUAGCAAAGAAACAACUCAUAGACCACCAAGCCUUUCGCUGGGUUGAAUUUAUUGGUGAUAAGAUCAUAUUUGCCAUAUUGGGAUCUGGAUGUGCAGCAUCACUAGCUAUAACUGUGGAAUUUCAAAAGGUCGAAUGGAGCUCGGCCUAUGUUGCAAAGUUGCGUACCUUUUUGGCCCUAAUGCAUGUCCCUAAUGCAUUUCUUCUAGCAGCAUUUGUUAGCUCUCUAUUUUCUUCAAUCUUUUCAUCUCUGAACCUCCGCAAGAGUGAAUGAUCAUCAACAGUGGAUUUACGCAAAAGUUUUUCAUAAGCGGUGUCGAUAUUUACAGAAGAGAACCUCCAACCUUGAAGAGCAAAAUCAGGCGCUUAACCAAUGUGCCAAGUGGCAGAUAGGCAUUGUCAAGCGGCGUCACUGUCUUUUCUUAUCUAGCAUUUCCGCAUAGUAUUAAUUCAGACAAAGUGGUGUCACGUGAUACCGCUUCGUCCAACGUGUCAGCCCCCCAGUUUGUAUGUUCUGCUUUUGUUGUGUGGAUAUCUUCCUUACUUAGGUUGACUAGUGAAAUUAGUUAGUCAUUUUUGUGGAGAAUAUAUCAACUCAUCUUUGUGUGGUUGAAGAUUUUAGCUUAUGUUUCUUUUUAUAUUAUUUUUAAGUUUUGACUGAGAUUCAAAUUCUUAAAAAUCACACAUGCAAUAUAUGCGAGAAAUUAUAUCCAAUG
This is a messenger RNA of Lycium barbarum (goji berry), 1060 nucleotides long. Its product is annotated as CASP-like protein 4D1. The record is from RefSeq and is a predicted model, not a curated record. The coding region runs from base 64 to 618 and encodes 184 amino acids. The transcript has 3 exons. Lineage: Eukaryota; Viridiplantae; Streptophyta; Magnoliopsida; Solanales; Solanaceae.